GAGGAUAUAUAUACGGAGCAAGUCCGAAGGUUGAAGGAAGAAGUCAAAGGUCUAUUCGACCGGGAGAUGAAUCAGGUGGCAAAACUCGAGCUCGUUGACGGGGUUCAAAGACUGGGACUAGGAUAUCAUUUCGAGACAGAGAUCAAGAACGCUCUUGGUUCCAUCCAUAACAACAUCGAAGAUGCUCAGCUUUCAGAUGAUCUCUAUCCCGCUUCCCUUCGAUUCCGGCUACUCAGACAACAUGGAUACAACGUACAGCAAGAUGUGCUUCAAAGGUUUAUGAACGAGACAGGCACGUUCAACGAAUCGCUCAAAAGGGAUGUGAAGGGGCUUCUUGGUCUUUAUGAAGUUUCUUUCCAUGGAUUGGAAGGUGAAACCAUACUUGAUGAAGCUUGGAACUUUGCUUCUAAGCAUAUGAAGGAUCUAAACCUCGACGAAGUUCCCACUACUUUAGCGAGCCACGUGAAUCAUGCAUUAGAUAUGCCGAUCCACUGGAGGCCAAACAGGUUGGAGGCUCGGUGGUUCAUCGACAUGUACGAGAAACAGCAAGACAUGAUCCCCUCUUUGCUACGAUUGGCUAAAUUAAACUUCAACUUAGUGCAGUCUAUCCACAGGAAGGAAGUUAGCAAUCUGGCAAGGUGGUGGGUUGAACUUGGGGCCAACAAGAUGACCUUCUUUAGGGACAGGCUAGUGGAAAACUAUUUUUGGAGCUGUAUAUUAGUUUUCGACCCUCAAUAUACAGCUUGCAGAGAAUUGAAUGUGAAGAUGGGUUGUAUGGUGACACUUAUCGAUGACGUUUAUGAUAUAUAUGGGACGCCGGAAGAGCUUGAGCUCUUGACAGAUUUCAUUGUCAGGUGGGACAUCACAGACAUCGAUAAGCUUCCUCCAACAAUAAGAGAUAGUUUUAUGGUCUUGUACAACACGACCAACGAAGUUGGGUAUUGGAUGAUGAGAGAGCGAGGAAUCAACCCCAUCCCUUACAUGCGGAAAGUGUGGGCGGAUGAAUGCAAGGCGUACAUGAAGGAGGUCCAUUGGUACAACAAGGGCAUUAAACCGACACUGAAGGAGUACAUGGACGUUGCGGUGGAUUCAAUCGGAGGGCUGAUUGUGCUGUUGGAUAGCUACUUCCUAACCACAGACAAAGUGACAGAAGAGGGACUUGAUUACGUGUCGAAAAUCCCAGGUGUCAUGCAUUCUUCCGCCAAGAUCUUUCGAUUCAACAAUGAUCUCGGUACAUCAUCGCAUGAACUGGCACGAGGAGACAACUACAAGGCCCUAGAAUGCUACAUGAACGAAACCGGCGCUUUGGAAGAGGCCGCGCGGGAACAUAUCAGGCAUCUGGUGCGUGAGACCUGGAAGAGGAUGAACAAAGAAGUGUUUGAGGACUACACGUUUCCCGGGUUCGGGCCUUUUCUCAGUGCUUGUUCGAACUUAGCACGAGCUUCUCAAUUCUUUUAUCAUUAUGAAGACGGAUAUGGCCAUCCCAGUCACGAAAUCAAGGACCAGAUUUUGUCGGCUUUAUUCGACCCUGUUCCGAUCGAUUACGUAUGCAUUAUAUACCAAGGUCUUGCUUUUGGAGAGAGUCUCUAGUCUUAGCUUUUCUGGUGGCUCUGUGUGUGACAUCCAGAAUUUUCAUAAUCAUGUUUAUGUAAAAAAUUUCCGUAUCCGAUAAUGAUACCUAAAUUAUAAAGUUAAGUAUUAUUUAUCUUAGAAUUCGGGUGGACAUUUUAAAUCAUAGUCGGAUUGUAAAUUUUGUGAAGCGCGGAGGAUGAUUUUUCGUGAACGUAAUCGUUCUGAGUUCGACGUAUUGAAAAUUAAAAUAUAUAAAUGUUGAUGUAUAUGUUAAUAGUAGAGCGGUGUUAAUCAAUU
Syzygium oleosum is the source of this 1869-nucleotide messenger RNA. Its product is annotated as beta-bisabolene synthase-like. Gene Ontology annotation, molecular function: terpene synthase activity; magnesium ion binding. Bases 67 to 1590 code for a protein of 507 amino acids. Gene Ontology annotation, biological process: diterpenoid biosynthetic process. Lineage: Eukaryota; Viridiplantae; Streptophyta; Magnoliopsida; Myrtales; Myrtaceae. The transcript has 6 exons. The record is from RefSeq and is a predicted model, not a curated record.